This is a messenger RNA of Candidozyma duobushaemuli, 1596 nucleotides long. It is a transcript of the gene OLE1, whose product is annotated as stearoyl-CoA 9-desaturase. NCBI's taxonomy places the organism in Eukaryota, Fungi, Ascomycota, Pichiomycetes, Serinales, Metschnikowiaceae. The coding region runs from base 1 to 1596 and encodes 531 amino acids. The transcript has 2 exons. Gene Ontology annotation, biological process: unsaturated fatty acid biosynthetic process. Gene Ontology annotation, cellular component: endoplasmic reticulum membrane. The record is from RefSeq and is a predicted model, not a curated record. Gene Ontology annotation, molecular function: stearoyl-CoA 9-desaturase activity; heme binding; iron ion binding.
AUGGCUGAUCAGUUGGAUGCCGUGGACAUCACGUCGCUUAAUGCUCUCGCUGCAGGCACUAACAAGAAAACCCCAAGAAUCGUCGCCGCCGGUUUGGGCGGUAAGUUGAUGGGUACCAAGUCCUUGGUCAAUGUUACUGCCGAGCAGCUUGCCUCCGAUUCCAAGACUUUCUACGAGAAGGACGAGGCCGAGCGUAAGAAAUGGUCCAAGCAGCAGCAUAUCUCGGACAAGCCAUGGACUUUGUCCAACUGGCACGAGCACAUCAACUGGUUGAACUUUGCCUUGGUGGUGGCCAUCCCAGCCUUUGGCAUGUGGUCCGCCUACACCGCUCCUCCCCAGUUGAAGACCGUGGCUCUUGCCCUUGUCUUGUACUGCUUUUCCGGUAUUUCUAUCACCGCCGGUUACCAUCGUUUGUACUCGCACAAGGCCUACGACGCCCACUGGGCUCCUAGAGCUUUCUUUGCCUUCUUUGGUGCCGGUGCCGUUCAGGGUUCCAUCAAGUGGUGGGGCCACUCUCACAGAGUUCACCACAGAUACACCGACACAAACAGAGACCCAUAUGACGCUCGUCAAGGUUUCUGGUACUCCCACAUGGGCUGGAUGUUGACCAAGGCUAACCCAAAGAACAGAGCCAGAGCUGACAUCUCCGACUUGACUCUGGACCCUAUCGUCGUUUUCCAGCAUCGUCACUACCUUAUGGUCAUGCUCGCUGCCGCUGUCGGUUUGCCAACCUUGGUUGCCGGUCUCGGUUGGGGCGACUUCUACGGUGGCUUCGUCUACGCCGGUAUUCUCAAGUACUUCUUCAUUCAGCAGGUUACCUUCUGUGUCAACUCCUUGGCUCACUGGAUUGGUACCCAACCUUUUGAUGAUAGAAGAACCCCUAGAGACCACGUCUUGACCGCUUUCGUCACCUUCGGUGAGGGCUACCACAACUUCCACCACGAGUUCCCAUCUGACUACAGAAACGCUUUGAAGUGGUACCAGUACGACCCAACCAAGUUGACCAUCUUGGCUCUUUCCAAGCUUGGCCUUGCAUGGAACCUCAAGACUUUCUCUCAGAAUGCCAUUGAGCAAGGUUUGUUCCAGCAGCAGCAGAAGAAGCUCAACAAGAUGAAGGCUCAGUUGAACUGGGGUGCCGAGGUUUCUCAAUUGCCUGUCUGGGACAUGGCACACUUUAACGAGAUUGCCAAGAAGGAGGGUCUUCUCAUUAUUUCGGGCAUUGUUCACAACGUUAAGAACUUUAUCAAGGAACACCCAGGUGGCCAGGCUUUGGUCAGAGCUUCUCUCGGGAAGGACGCUACCAAGGCUUUCAACGGCCAUGUCUACGCCCACUCCAACGCCGCUCACAACUUGUUGGCUACCAUGAGAGUUGCCGUUAUCAAGGACACUGAGGUCAACGGCAACACAUUUGACUUGCAAGAAGAGAUGCUUGCUAAGAAGGAGACAACCUCCAUGCUUCAAAACUACAUGAGACGUGUCCCAGCAGUUAUACAAUGGGGAAUCGGUGUUGGUUUCUUCUUGGGCUGGCCCCAUGUCGUUAUUGGCUACUCCAACAGGGCCCACAAUGUUCCAAAGUUGAACGCCGCCUACCUUUAG